Messenger RNA from Sinocyclocheilus grahami, 1438 nucleotides. RefSeq names its product protein JTB-like. Gene Ontology annotation, cellular component: centrosome; midbody; cytoplasm. The transcript has 6 exons. Gene Ontology annotation, biological process: mitotic cytokinesis. Bases 421 to 894 code for a protein of 157 amino acids. The record is from RefSeq and is a predicted model, not a curated record. Lineage: Eukaryota; Metazoa; Chordata; Actinopteri; Cypriniformes; Cyprinidae.
CUCGUGUGACGUAAUCCUCUCCGUUGCAGUAUGGCGGGCAGGCCCUCGUCUAGAGAGCUCUGUAAAUAAAGACGAUUUAUACGGUGUAUUCUGAACUAACAGUCGUGUGUAUGUGUAGUGAUUGACGACCGCUGGCCGCUAAGUGUUUCAGAGAUCCUCUCGUGGGAUUGUCCGGAGAGACGGGCGCUCGGAUAGUGGGAUUUCGGGGGAGUAACGUUACUGCGUGUUUCUUGCUGAUGUGGACGGUGUUUGGUUGGAGCUUUACGCUUUCUCUGUUUACGAAACUCGUGAGCUCAUCAGCGGUCCUUCUUCUGUAUUUAUGUUUGUAUCGGGGAUACUUUGGAUGUUUUACUGCUCUCAGGAAAGAACAUUUGCGCUAUGAACCGGCAGUGAACGUCAGUUGUGUUACUUUAUAAACACAUGUGCACCAGAGCGAUGGAGAGUGACUGUAGGAUCCCUAUGGCAUGUCUGAGACCCCGGAUACUGGCCCUGCAUGCUUUAUUCUGGGGCUUAGUGUCCCUUAGAGUGUUUGGAGCAGCACUUCUUAGCGAUGAGAAGGCAGCAGUUGCAGUGACAAAGGCAGUGACAGCACCAUGUUGGCAGCUGGAGGAGUUUGUGGUGGCUAAAGAGUGCAGUGCAUGCGAAGGUUUACAAUCGAAAACUAUACCAGCCUGCAGCCAAACAGGAUUUGUAGAAAAGAUCAACUGCACUAAGUCUAACAGAGAUGAAUACAAGAGCUGUCGCUCUACCAAAAUGGAGGAGCAUCUCUUUUGGAAAUUUGAGGGCGUGAUGCUGGCUCUCACUGUUGUCUUUGCAAUAAUAGUGGUUGCUAGGCAACGCUCACUUGACCGCCAAGCCUCAGACAAGGUUCGGCGACAGAUAGAAUCUAUUUAGUAGACUGGACUAUACUAAAAGUUAAUUGGCCUGUGGCCUGGUGUUAUAAACUCUCAGCAAAGGGCAUAACCCCACAGUCCAGACUUUAUCACUGGUUUAAUCUUACUGGACGCACAAAGUCAAAGCUCUGAAUGGGCACAAUGUGCUCUUUCUCCCCAGACUGACAUGACUUGUGGAUGCUGCUUCUGUGCAGGAUUUAACUAACUAGAUGUGAAUCUCAAGAUCAUCCCUUCAAAUCAGCAAAAAUUAUGCAAGACAGGAUUCUAGUCCCUAUUUUGUAACAAAAGAUGUACAGCUCUGCAUAUACCUGUUCUUUCAAAUGCUGUGAAGGUGGUGUGUGUUGAACAAAAUAUGGGUGUGUGUGUGUGUUGCAUGUUUUCAGUAAUCCAAAAGCACAUCAAGUAUUUUGUCAAGCUGAGAAUGAACUGUAUGUCUGUAUGAAAGUCUUGAAAGAAGACAGUUCUUCUUGAAAGAAGACAUAAAAAAUUGUCUUGACAGUUUCAUUAGGAUGGGUUUAUGUUAGACGGUGAGUUUCAGUGAAUAU